Molecule: messenger RNA, 1191 nt
Organism: Solanum dulcamara
Lineage: Eukaryota; Viridiplantae; Streptophyta; Magnoliopsida; Solanales; Solanaceae
Exons: 6
Coding region: 230-865 (211 amino acids)
Source: RefSeq, a predicted model, not a curated record
AAAUUAAAUAACAUUAAAGCCCGAGAAACUGAAAGAAGUUCAUCGGUCAUCUCUCUCGUAGCAUUCCACACAUGACCACAUUUAUUAUUUUUCCAACUUCCCACGUCUAUGGAAACUUCUAUUUGAAAAAGAAAAAAAACCCUCCAUCUUCACCCAUUUAAUACCCCAAAAAUAUCACACAAAAACCCAUCAAAAUUCUGCCUUUUCCAGCUGAUUCUUGAUUUCAGCUAUGGCUUCAAUUCAUAUCAUUUCAAUUUUCUCUCUAAUUCUUCUUUUACCAAUAUGGUCCACUGCAGACAAUGCUCUGCCUCCUAUCUUCUCCCCUAUUUUUGAGAAUGUGUGUAAAGAAGUGACUUGUGGAAAAGGAAGUUGUAAGGCUUCUUCAAAUUCUACUUUUGGUUUCGCAUGUGAAUGUGAUGCUGGUUGGAGGCAAACUCGUUUGGAAAAUGAUAAUUUUUUCAAGUUUCUUCCUUGUGUAGUUCCCAAUUGUACUGUUAAUGUAUCCUGUGGAGAGGAGGCUUCUCCUCCUGCCCCAGCGCCUGAUAAACGCGCUAAUUCAUCGUUCUUUGAACCAUGUCAUUGGGCUGAUUGUGGAGGAGGCUCGUGCAAUAAGACCUCUCCCUUCACAUAUUCUUGUGAUUGCCAAGAGGGUUACUACAAUCUACUCAAUCAAACCGGUUUCCCUUGCUUCAAAGAAUGUGCUCUCGGAAUGGAUUGUACUCAGCUGGGUUUUGGUCUAACGAACAAGUCAACUUCUCCGCCUCCGAGUUUGUCUGAUAACAGCAAAAGUAUAGCUAUUUCGUUUUCUGGUGGUGGCUAUGGCUGGUUGAUCGUCACAGCUGCAUCUAUCGCUGCGAUUUUUUGAUAUAGUUGCUCUUGCAUUGAUGAAUAAGCAAGUUAUUUUACAGCUGGUUUGGCUUGGGAUAUCACAUUUAGUUAAUCCGAUACGAGUGAUUUAGAAAAUUUUGGUUUGUUAUAUAGGCCAUAGGUAUAAUAUAUUCCACUUUCUUAUGACAUUGAAGUUGUGUAUUCCCUGUAUAUAGCAAUCUGUGGUUGAUUUUUUUAAAAUUGUGAGACACAUUACUAAAUUUGAUGGAAGAUUGAACCAUUUGUACUUGUGCUAUUGUAGCCCUUGAAAUUAUUUAUGUUUUGUCUAGAGUUGAUGGUCAAAAAGUUCACUUAAAACUAUUA